Ceratina calcarata is the source of this 7448-nucleotide messenger RNA. RefSeq names its product octopamine receptor beta-1R. Gene Ontology annotation, biological process: adenylate cyclase-activating adrenergic receptor signaling pathway; positive regulation of MAPK cascade. Lineage: Eukaryota; Metazoa; Arthropoda; Insecta; Hymenoptera; Apidae. Gene Ontology annotation, molecular function: octopamine receptor activity; adrenergic receptor activity. Gene Ontology annotation, cellular component: plasma membrane. The record is from RefSeq and is a predicted model, not a curated record. The transcript has 4 exons. Bases 1414 to 2673 code for a protein of 419 amino acids.
UCGUAGGAACGGGUGGUCGGUCGCGUUUCUUCGCCGGUCCUGAUCGCGAUGUAAACAAAAUCCUCGCUCCAAUUCGGUGUUCCUCACGCGAUCUACCCCUGGUCACUUUACACAUUCUAGACCCUCGUGUUUGCCGAAUCGAUCGUCCAGUUUGCGAGACAUCAACUGCACGUGUCCCUAAACGUCUUCAAUCAUUUUCGGUGAUCGAUCAGUCAAAAAAAUGUGGAUCACCGGUUUUUUACCAGGAUCCGAGGGUGGCGUUUGAUAAUUUUUCUUCUGCGUUUGAUUCACACUUGGAAACGAUUUUAAAUUGAAAAUAAGAGGGACAAUGGAAACAUGUGAUUCGUCUUUAUGGUGCGAACGAGAUGGUUUUUAAUUCUGGGCACCCGAGCUCUGUGACACGGUAAUUGUACCAUGGGUGCUAGUAGGCGUUAAAACGUGUUGCGUUAGCCGUACACAGGGUAAUAGGUUGAACGCUGAUAAAGGGACGGUUUUGAAGAAUGUAAUGAAGAACGACGUUGCUAUUAAUGUGGAUAAAGUUGUGUUUAAGUAAAACGUAAUUUUGUGGACUAAUUGGAUGGGGUACAGAUUUCAAUUAAGGACAAUGAACGGCGCUGCUUAUCUUAAUCUCUUGGCGUAGUUAAUUCUAACUGGACUAAUUUCAACUGGUAUACCGAUUAACAUCUAACGUGCUCGCCAGAAGAGGAUCAAGAAAAGUUUUCUAAAAUUUACGAAGUAAUUCAAGACACACAGUAAUCAGUUACAAUGUUAGAAGAGCAUCUUUACUUGGACACCGGUGUUAAAACAUGUAAUAAAAGAAAACACUGAUUCAGAGAUCUCUUGAAUUCAAUUAGAAGAUUUAUGUGCUUGAUAAAAGGAUUGUCAUAAUUUCUAACGAUGCGAACGAUCGAAGAACCGAUAACGGAAAGUUGUUGAUUACAAACGGUGGGACGUGUCCACAAAGCACAACUUUUAACCAACUAUAAUGUGCGAUUUCAACAUCGGGAACUAUAGCACCUGUGGAACCUUGAGGCCACCGCGAUGUUGAAAAAGCUGAGGACGAGGCCGGCCGCUGGAGGAGCUCCAAAGAAUCUGAAGACUAUCGUUUCGAAUCUCGCGUAAACCAACAUUCAUCAACGAUUCGCUCGGCGGGUUCCAUUAUGCCACGAAAACGGCUGCCCGGGAACCACUUAACAACAGAGCCAGGGAGCUUCUAUCGGCAUCUGCACCGCGUGCUCUUCAAUAUCCGUUAGCAAACUAGACCAAACUCUGCUUCCGUUCUUCAAUGGCUUGCCAGGAUCUUCCGAUGAACCUCGUCGAUGACGACAUCGACGAAGAGGUGGUAGAGGGUGACGAGGAACCACGCGGCAGGCCGCGGUAACGAAACAAAUCGGAAGACUCGAGGCUGGAAAAAUGGAAUCGAACGAGACGGAAGGAGAGUCAGGAAAUCUGUCGGGUCUGUCGAAGGUCCUGGUCGACACCGGCCAGAAUCGUUCCGUCCCGUACAACGACGGACACGAGCUGGAACAGGUGUUUCUCCUGGCGACGAAGGCGACGGUGAUGGGCUUCAUAAUCAUCUGCGCGUUGUUCGGCAACUUGCUGGUGAUCGUGUCCGUGAUGAGACACAGGAAGCUUCGCGUAAUUACCAAUUACUUCGUGGUCUCGUUGGCGUUGGCGGACAUGCUGGUAGCAAUAUUCGCGAUGACGUUCAACGCUUCGGUCGAGCUAUCCGGUCGAUGGCUGUUCGGCUAUUUCAUGUGCGACGUCUGGAACUCGUUAGACGUGUUCUUCAGCACCGUGUCCAUACUCCACCUGUGCUGCAUCAGCGUCGACCGUUAUUACGCGAUCGUUCAGCCGUUAGACUACCCACUGAUCAUGACCAACCUACGGCUGGGUACCACGCUGAGCGUGGUCUGGUGCUCGCCUACGGUGAUGAGCUUUCUGCCCAUAUUUGCCGGCUGGUACACCACCGAGGAGCACCUCGAAUUCCGCAGGAACUAUCCGGACGUGUGCGUUUUCCAAGUGAACAAACUCUACGCCGUGAUCAGCUCCUGUGUCAGUUUCUGGGUGCCGGGAAUCAUCAUGAUAGCCAUGUAUUACAGGAUCUAUCGGGAAGCCGAUCGUCAAGAACGCAUGCUCUACCGGAGCAAAGUGGCGGCCGCGCUUUUGAACAAACAUCUACAGAUCAAUGGGAUUUCCGCUGGUUUGACGACGCUCCCGACCAUCGAUCAAUCGUCCCCGGAUCCCCAGCCGGAGGAUCCGCCGAUCACGAGCAGCAGCAAAAUGAGGCGAGAACGAAAAGCUGCCAGAACAUUGGGAAUCAUCAUGUCAGCGUUCCUCGCCUGUUGGCUACCAUUCUUUCUAUGGUACAUCAUCACCUCGCUGUGCGACAGUUGCAAGAGCAGCGACGCGGUGGUGGCGGUGGUGUUCUGGGUGGGCUACUUCAACAGCGCGUUGAACCCGUUGAUCUACGCGUACUUCAACCGGGACUUCAGGGCGGCGUUCAGGAAAACGUUGGAGAGCUGCUGCGUGGCGAUAGCCCCGGUCCGCGAUCUUCGCCAGACGCACAGGAAACAGGACCUCGUGCACAGCAACGCGUCCUCGGAGCUGCACGUGAACAAUCAAUUAAGGGCGAGCGAGAUGACCAACGUGCACAUCGAGGCGUGCAUUUGAGGACCGACCGUCGGCUGUUAACUUCGUGCCAUGGCUGUCUUGCCUUUUGAUUGCCAAUCAACCCACGACAGUUUUCGGUGCGCAAUUAACGGUGAUUUGGUCACGUGCACCGUUUUUCGUCGCCAAUUAAGAUAACAAGUUCUUUUUUUAUUCCCACAUGAUUGCUCAUAACAUUUGAACGAUACAAAGUCGUUAGUCCUUCUGUCAUCGCUUUUAAAAACGUUUUUGUGAUAUGAUCCUGACUAUAGAACCGAGGCAAGCUUUCUUCACUUGUUUUAAGGAGUUUUUUUACAAGUCAGAGUAUCGUGGACAUGACUUAAAUAAAAUGUUCUGGGAAAACUAACAUUGACAUCAUAUAUGUGAAAACUGUAUUUUUUAAUCGCUGUGGUAUGACGUUAUUAAACGAAGAAGUUUAACGUUCGAGGAAAGUUUCGUCCUGGAGGAUCUUUAAUACGGACAAUCUAUUUUAAAGCGCUUGCCUGCCAGCCGGCCAGACUCUGUCGUCUAUUUCUAACCGCGUGGCGUUUUAUCAAGUCCGUAAAUAAGGCUGCUGCCCCCGAGCAGAUGGACGAUCUGAUUUGAGUAAUAAUUUAAGAUUGGCCUGAUAACGUCGCCCACCCUGUUCCAGUUCCUCCCUUUUACACGCUGAUUAAAUUUUUUCAAUUCCUUAUGACGUCGCAAUUGAAAUUUGAAUGACAAUUAAGAGAUAAAUAAGAUUCUGUCAGAAUUCAUGUGAACCUUCUGCAAAGAGUAACAUUCACUGAAAACCCUGGAACAAAGAAUCCAAGAAGAAACCAAAGUACAAACGUAGAAAAAUGCAUAGAGCAUUUGAUUAGCGCAAAGAAAUGAGUUCUAGCAGCGACUGACGAGUUCCUGGUUUAUUAAAGUCAGACGGGAAGAACGAUGGAAGCUUGCAUGUACGAGCAGAUAGGAAAGUGAACGCCGCGCACGAUUGUGGUCGAAACGUCGCGUCGGAGCAUGAAAAUUACCUGAAGCGUGAAAGUGGCCCGGGAACCGGAAUGUUGACACGUGGAAUUAAAGGAUGAACGCCGAGUGCUGCGAAAGGAACGCGGAUUACUUGGGGAGGCCUGUCUAUUUGAACGGUGCUACUGAAAAAGCUGGCCCGAUAAAAACAAGUCUUGCGAAAACCGCAAAAAGCUUCAGCGCGGGUUAUUUUAUUGCCCGUCACUUUCCACGAAAAGAAAUUGUCAGAUCUUUUACGGGAGAGCUUUAGAAUUGCUUUUUCAAACGCAGUAUGCAUGGAAUGGAAUGUACAGGUUUCACUUAAAUUUAAAUUUAAUAGUACUGGUUCCUGAAAUUCCUGAGUGUCGCAUCGAGUCAUGUCGUUCCUCGAAACACUUGCGUUUACUCAGAACACUGGAACAGAUACUAUGCGAAUGAUUACACCGUCAAUGGAACACUAAUGCGCGGCGUGUAACACAGUCGAAUUCGUACACGCCGUUCGCGUUUCAAAAGACACGGGAUACGUUGCGUGACAAUGCACAGUCGGAUAACAGGAUUGUUCGGACGGUAUAACAAAUUCGAAUAAACCAGGUUUUAGAGGUUUCGCGUAAGCUAUUUAAACGGUGGCUGUUUUAUGGGACAGACAGCUGGCUCUAUAGAAAAUAUACGGCCGCGUUGAUGCGCGGGGCAAUUAAUUCUAUCAACGAGCUCCGUUUGUCACUGGAAUUAACAUUUUAUUUAAUGAACUCGACCGGAAUCCGUUCUCCACUUAAAUUAACGCCCGUAACAGGUAUUUAUCUUUCUCAAAUUGUUCGAAAAACGGUGCAAAUGGAAAGUCCGCGAGCUCGCAAUUUUACUCUGACAGGAAAUAAAUGAUAAGAGAAAUAAUGAUUAAACAGGGAAAUAAAUGAUAAAAUUCGAGUAAUAAACGGGAGUGGAAUAAUCUGAAGGAAUCGUCCGAUAAGCUUUUUGUUACGUAAUAAAUCAUCGAGAUUUUCGAGAUCGAGCGCCAGUUCAUUAAUAACAAUUUCAAGUGCCACUGCGAAGAGAGUUCCCAACGAUGUGAAUCCUUGCAUUUUUUUAAGGAGUAUCACGAAACAGUGUCGGUUACCUGACGAAAAUUUAUACCGACGCAGAAAGACGAAUGCACCUCGAUACAUUUUUCACGGAAGAUCGCGACGAUUUCGGAUGCAUUCGCCGAACCCAUGCAUCAUGCGCGCUUCCCCGAAAAAAGCUACCGUGUACAUAAGCUGCAGCGAUUCCUCAUGUCUUUCGCCCGGAAAAAAUACAGCUGCCAGAGACUGGAACAUCGCUUCCUAUUGUUAAGAAGCUUAUGAAAUGGUCUCACAUAAAAAGAGUUAUAAUAUCAUUCUGUUCCCUCGAUAUUUUCUUUUGAAAAUCCAGUACCAAUGUGUAUUACACAACAUUAGCAGAUUACUUUAAAGCAUCAAUUACCCUAAUUAUGGUUUGCAACUUAGUCCCAACGAGGAACCGGGAGUUUAUUAAAAAUAUCGUCCAGCCUUAUCCUAGAAGCUCAGUAUUGGUUCACAUUUGCAUAGGAGUUGCAUUAUAGACACGCUCAACGAAAACGUCAAAAUAUCUUAGCAACCCGGCGCAACGCAUUAAGGAGAUUACCACGACUCCCAAUGGAAUCGGCAGACGUUAUUGGCGAAUAUAUUCCAUCGCACAAAAUUGUAAUUCGAGGACGAAAUUAGAAAGCGAAACGAGCUCAUGAAAAGGAAUGAAACAGCUUGACAUUCGCAGAAUUAUCCUGGAACGUUGAAGAACGUUACACGACGAUUUAAUACGUGAAUACGUUCAAAAGGCAGUAAUCCUCGUUUUUCUAUUAUUAGAAAGAAAGCCUCGAAUACUUGAAUGUAAAUAGCUGCUACUUUUGGGAAUUUGUUGAUUUACGAGGUAGAAACUAGAAGAGCGACUUGGCCAAUUCAUCACGAUCAGCCGCAUUAUGCACGUGGAUGUUGGCCCUCGUUAAGUCGAACUGGCCAACUUUUCGCAUGGAUUCACGUUUCCGUUCUUCACGAAUCGUUUGCCUGGAUUCUCGAACGAGUAACGAGCCAUCCAAGUUCUCGAAUUAUUAUUCUCCCUGCAUAAUUUAAUAAAAGCUCAUCGUGUACCUCUUUUUUCUUCGAAUUGGCACGUUUUGUUUUUUUUUUGUUCACCCGAUGUUUUCCUUCCGACGCGGUAGUUGGACAGGUAAAUGACGCGAGUAUUUAAUGUUCGAAUUUUCGUUUCGCCGCGUUCGAUGGAAACGCAUUUAUGAAAUUAAUGGAGUGCGACGCUUGCGUGCCAGGGUCCGGCGCGCUGCUCUGAACUUUGAUAUUUGGAGCGUGUAUCUGUUGGUACCGUCCGCUCAUUGUUUAAUUAAACGACAUUCAAUGCUCGUUUUCAUGCUAAUGUUGGCUUACGUUAAUAUGAUACUAGCUCAUCAUAUAACAAGCCGUCUUCGUUACGAAUCAAGGUUCAUGUUCACGAGAACUCUGAUUUACAUUUAUUUCGCUAUGGUAUAACGAAAGGAAAGCAUGAUCUAUUUCGAAGGUUUUGGAUCAAAUGCAUUAACGUCAAAGUAGAAAUUUCAUUUUAUCUUGUUUUAAUCCCGGUGUCGUUGCAUUUGAUCAAAGCCUUCCGUGUCUGUCGCGUACACACAAAAUACCCCGAAGAGAAGCGUAACGAGAAGUGCUUUUCAUCGUCAACUUCAUAUUUUUACAAUAUAAAACCGCUUGACGACGCAAUCUCGUCUGCAGAACAAUCAUUAACCUGUAAGUCUUAGCGAUCUUAUCGUCGCGUUCCUCGAAACGAAUUAAGAAAUCGCGAAGCAACAGUUUAACUCGAUGUUCGCGUUAUCUAUCGAUUAGAAGUGUAAGGCGACUAGUGACCUAACGUGCAAAAAUCAGUGUUGUCGUAAGUACCGGUGUUAUCAGAACUCUUGUAAAAAAAAAAAAAUAAAGGGACAGAUGAAUCGUCGUACAAACGAUAAAUGAUACUUGUUCGAAAAAUUCGAAUCGGGAGAGACGAGAGAGAGUAUAGUCACAGUGUAAGAAAGAACAGUAGGCUCAUUUAUGGUGUCGGCUCCUAUGAUCUCAUUGCCAAUAGAUUCGACAUGUUAUUAGGUGUACGUGGAUUCUAAUGGGUUGGCAACUAAAUGAUUGAGAAUUUUAAAUAACGUGUCUAUCGACAAAUUCCGCAAUUAUUUAAUUGUCAACCUAAUAAUUUAAAUGAUACAACCAUGAGCGUAUUACAAAAUCGUAGAAAUAACAGACUCAAUUGCUAUUGGUAUGUAGCUAUAGUUGUCAGAUAUAAAAAAAGUCCUAUGCAACUUCCUUCCUACUCCAAUCGUUAAGGAAUAAUUGGCAAUGAACGAACUAAUUAGUCCUAAAUUAUUCAAGAUAGAAGAAAAGUGCACAAAUUGUUAGUGCACUUAUUCACAAAGUAAACCUACUGUUCUUUCUUAUACUUUGGUAUAGUAUUCAAACGACAAUAGCGGUCAAAAAAAUUAUUUUACUAGUUCAAAACUAAAGCCUAGGUCAUCGUUAGCCGUAAUCGUGUGAGUCAAUGAGCGAAUGAUAGAUAUUUCAUGAAAGUACGAUUGCGAAAAUAAAGAUGAAACUGAAUUCUGUUUCCUUGUAGCGACAGAUGAUGUUAUAUACGUAUAUUAUAUAUAUAUAUAUUAUAUAUAUACACAAGAAAAAUAUGUAUACAAGUAUGGAUAAAUAUAUCAGAUGAUCGUUUGAAGAAAAAAAAAAUGUGCCGAGCUACGCGCGUAGGGCAUUAAUAAUAAAAUUUCAGAAAGAGUU